GCUUCCUCACAAAUGUCCAAGUGCUCGGAGUUUCUCAGUGUUUAACAAAGCCGCAAAAGCAGGCAUGCUUAUUCGAAGCUGCGUAUAAAGCCUUACGUGGUUUAUGAAGAUGUAAGAAGUAAUUGAACAAUAGUAAGUCAUCGUUUGGCUUACAUCCAGGCUCUGCAUGUUGAACGAACGCGCCUCCAUGGGAAGUUCUUCAUUCUUUACUUAUAUUAAUUAUCUUCUUGCUCUACGGCUUCACUCAGAAAAGAACUACUGCUCUUGGCCAAUACAGUGAUUUUCAGCAUGAUCAACAAGGAUACUGCGAAGUUUCUUUUGCUGUGUUUGGAACUCAUCAAGCUAACGGAGAGCUUCGUGAUUGUGCCCGAUGAAGACGCCAACAGAACUACCGCAGAGUUAAUAGCAAGCAAGGGCUAUCCUGUGGAAGAAUACACGAUCACGACCGAAGACCACUACACCAUAGCGGUGCAAAGGAUACCUGCAGGACGGGGAGGCGUUCAACAAUUGCCAAGAGCGAAAAAGACCGUGGCCUUUUUGAUGACCGGGCUCGAAGGAAGUAGCGCAGACUUUGUGGUGAACAUGCCACAUCAGAGUCUUGGUUUCAUCUUAGCUGACCACGGCUACGACGUGUGGUUGGGUAACGUCAGGGGCACCAAGUACUCAAACCACGCCUGGCUGAAAAAGGAAGGAAAAGAUUUUUGGGAUUUCAGCAUCGACGAAAUGGCCGCAUACGACCUACCAGCGCAGCUAGACUGGAUCCUCGAAAAAACGCAGCAGUCCUCACUGCAGUACGUAGGCUGGUCUCAGGGAUGUGGUAUCAUGUUUGCCUUGCUUGCGGAGAAGCCAGGAUACAACGACAAGAUUCAACUUUUCCAGGCUAUAGCACCCGCAGUUUUCUUGGGUCACAUGACGUCGCCUAUGAAGCGUCUUACCGCGUUUUCCAAACCCAUAUACGAAAUCGGUGAGAUUAUAUUUCAGGGUUCAAUGCUGGGAAAGCACAGCGACUUCAUCAACACAAUUAAGCAAAUGUCCUGCAACCCGGUUUUCCCAAGCAUCUCCUGCCAGGUGGCUUUCUUCUUCGUCAACAGAGGAUUCCCUGUUGACAUAAACAUGACCAGGCUGCCUGUGUACCUGUGCAAUGGCCCUUCUGGGACAUCCAUGCGCAAUCUCCUUCAUUACGGUCAGUUAACAAAGUCGAAGAGAUUUCAAAAAUUUGACUGGGGACCAAAAAAGAACUGGAAAGUGUAUGGAAAGCUACUACCACCGAAGUACAACUUGAGAAAAGUCACAACGCCAGUCGCCAUCUACUGGGGCGAUGGAGACGUGUUGGUCACCCCUCGUGACGUGGCCCGCCUAGCCAGGAGCCUGCCCCAUGUUGUACUCAAGUACAAGGUGCCCGUACAUGGCUUCACACACUUCGACACUGUAUGGAGCGUCACAGCUUGGAAGCACCUUUACAAAAAAAUUUUAGAAUUGAUGACAAAGUACUCUUCGUCUAUAUCAACUGGGCACAUCUUGCCCGAAUAUUCAAACGAAUGAAAUUAAACAAA
Dermacentor silvarum is the source of this 1553-nucleotide messenger RNA. RefSeq names its product lipase member K-like. Gene Ontology annotation, biological process: lipid metabolic process. Bases 289 to 1542 code for a protein of 417 amino acids. Lineage: Eukaryota; Metazoa; Arthropoda; Arachnida; Ixodida; Ixodidae. The transcript is spliced from 9 exons. The record is from RefSeq and is a predicted model, not a curated record. Gene Ontology annotation, molecular function: hydrolase activity, acting on ester bonds.